AUGUCCCACAAAGUUGACCCAUCAUCUAGUAUUGAUAGAUAUUCAAUUAAUGUAAUGCCAUUUACUAAUGUAUGUAGAAAUAUGAAUUGUCAAGGACAAAGUUUGGAUAUUGUAUUUUCAAGAACUGGUCAUAUCGCAAAUUUAAACUCAAUGGAACCAUGUUCAAUUUAUACUAGCACCUGCAGACAUUGUAAAUGUGUCUAUGGGCCGUCAUCAAUUCUUGAUUCACAUAAUAAUCAACGUAUUAUUACUACUCAAUCAAUUCAAGACAUUGAUUACGUUUAUUUUUCUGGUGAUCUUGUUUAUUCGAGACAUUUAUUGGCAAUGUUUAGUAAUAGUUUGAUCCAUGCUCAUACAACAUUUCAAGGUUUUGCUGAAAGCUAUAUAUCCACUCUUGUUGAUCUUGAUGCAAACCAAACAUCAAUAUACUCAGCAAAUACAUUUGGAAAGCGUUUAGAAAUCGUUUGGCUAUAUUACGAACUUAGCCGAUUUAUUUUUCUUACUAGUUGUGAAACAUCAAUCAGCUUUCCAAAAUCUUUCCAACCAGAAGCCAGACCAAUAUUUAUUGAACAAAAUUUACCUUUUAUUUUUCACAUUUUUACAGUAUUUUGGUCAAAUCAUCGUAUGCUUAAUGGAAUUAAGUGUAAAGAGAAAUUAUGCUCACGCGUUAUGUUGAUCGACGGUCACCAGAAAUGCCAACGUAUUAUUUGUCAAUUUGAAAAUCUUAUAAACAUGAACCAUCCAGAAAUGGGACCAGUUGUUCAGGGUUGUCCUUACGCACCAAACAGAAAGAAAAAAAAUGAAAAAGGAAAUGAUCAAUCGGUUUUUUAUUGUUCUCAUCAUGCAAAAUAUGUUGACAUGACCAAAAAUGGUGAACAGCAUCAUACAAAUCAAUAUGAAGAAGCAAAUAAAAUUGAUCAACAAACCAUAGCUGAGUUGAACAACGAAGAUAUGUGUAACGUAUAUCGAAGUGACAUCAGAACAGAUCAGAAGAAUCGAUCAUUUGGUUUACUUGUAACAUUCUUGUCUUGCAAUGUGGCCGUCAGCUUUACUGAAUCCAUCAAAUCAGAAGGAUGUCGUCGAGUUACAGAUCAUUUAUUGACUAUGUUAAAGUCUGGUGCAAAUCUUCCCGAUGUCUUAUUUUACGAUAAUGCUUGUGCACUUCGUUUGCACUGGAACAAAGUGUUAGACACGAAAUAUUUAGCUAAGAAUGAAUUUACUAACAAAUUAUACAAUUUAUUACUUGUACUAGAUCGUUUUCACAGAAAAGGUCACACCAGACCUAUGUGUCGCAAAAUGAUGAAUCCAGAUGAUGACAGAUAUGGUACAAAGUUUAAGGAUAUUAAUACAUCUGUUUGUGAACAAUUCUUCUCAUUUUUGACAAAAUUUCGAUGUUCUUUGAGGGGUUUUAACUAUCCAACAUCCACUUUAUUUUCAUUACUGCUUUCCCAUUUAAAGAAUUGUCACACUACCGGCAUUAAACAAAAGGGUGCUUUCACGCAGGUCCGCCCACUUUAUACACGACCUUCCGCAGGCACGAUUUAA
Messenger RNA from Rotaria socialis, 1545 nucleotides. The record is from the annotation of a GenBank genome assembly. NCBI's taxonomy places the organism in Eukaryota, Metazoa, Rotifera, Eurotatoria, Philodinida, Philodinidae.